Catharus ustulatus (Swainson's thrush) is the source of this 2019-nucleotide messenger RNA. It is a transcript of the gene VTI1A, whose product is annotated as vesicle transport through interaction with t-SNAREs 1A. Gene Ontology annotation, biological process: intra-Golgi vesicle-mediated transport; macroautophagy; vesicle fusion with Golgi apparatus. NCBI's taxonomy places the organism in Eukaryota, Metazoa, Chordata, Aves, Passeriformes, Turdidae. The coding region runs from base 316 to 990 and encodes 224 amino acids. Gene Ontology annotation, cellular component: endoplasmic reticulum membrane; late endosome membrane; SNARE complex. Gene Ontology annotation, molecular function: SNAP receptor activity; SNARE binding. The record is from RefSeq and is a predicted model, not a curated record. The transcript is spliced from 9 exons.
GUAGCGCCGCAGCCGCGUUCCUCCCCCCUUGCAGGUUACGAGGCGGGGCGUGAGGGGCUGUGGGGCGGGAGUGACCCGUGGCUGCCGCCUCUCCUCGGUGCCUGCGGUGCGGCGCGAUCCUGCACGCCAAGGUCGUCCAAGGGUUGUCGGGACGGCCGGGAGGGGUUGGGCCGUGCCUGCUAAAGCAUCUGAGGUUCGCCGGAACGUGUGGCGAGGCGCCCGGGCGCGGAGUGGGGGACGCGUUUUGGCGUGGCAGAACACGGAAGCGCCGCGGUCCGGAGCGGCGCCCCCGGCACCGGCAGCGCCAUCGCAGCGAUGUCUUCCGACUUCGAGAGCUACGAGCAGGACUUCGCCGUGCUCACGGCAGAGAUCACGGGCCGCAUCGGGAAGGUGCCGAAGCUGGUAGGAGAUGAGAAGAAGCAGAUGGUUGCAAAUGUUGAGAAACAGCUUGAAGAAGCGAGGGAACUGCUUGAGCAGAUGGAACUUGAAGUUCGAGAGAUCCCACCUCAAAGCCGAGGGAUGUACAGCAGUCGAAUGAGAAGCUACAAACAAGAAAUGGGAAAACUUGAAGCUGACUUUAAAAGGUCACGAAUCGCCUACAGUGAUGAGGUGCGGAAUGAGCUCCUAGGGGAUGACGGGAAUUCCUCAGAGAACCAGUUGAUAAAAUUACGUGAAGAGAGGGCACAUCUGCUCGAUAACACAGAGAGGCUGGAAAGGUCAUCUCGGAGACUAGAGGCUGGAUACCAAAUAGCAGUGGAAACCGAGCAGAUUGGACAGGAGAUGCUUGAAAACCUCAGCCAUGACAGAGAGAAGAUCCAGCGUGCUCGGGAAAGGCUCAGAGAAGCAGAUGCAAACCUGGGGAAGAGUUCCAGAAUUUUGACGGGAAUGUUGCGAAGGAUCAUCCAGAACCGGAUUUUGAUGGUUGUUCUGGCAGUCAUCAUCAUCUUCACCACCAUGAUGGCUAUUUAUUUUUCUGUCAGGGGACGCUGAUAUCUUUGUUCUUCACUAAACAGCAACAAACUGCUUGUUCUGAGUAAUUAAGACAAAGUGGUCACAUGAAUCAUUCUCUUGCACUGACAGAGUCUCCCUCUCUUUUCCACUCUUCAACUCAGGUGCAAGUGGUGUAAAAUAUUUUGUAUUAUUGAUGGCAUAGUUGAUGGCAUGUGGGACUAUUUUUUUCUUACAUUUUUGUCCUUAUCUGAGUGUUUUCUGGCUCUUAAUAUUUGUUGGAGUGAGAGCUUGUUCUGGUAUAAAAAGACUUAAUGUGUGUCGAAUUCACCCACAGACAAUUAGCCUGUAAGUUGCCAGAGUUUCAUGAGGGAAGAGGGUUCUUUGCACUUUUCUUGUGCUGUGCAGGGUGUGUGAAUAUCAAGCAGUAUCUGACCUUCUGUGAUUUAGAAUAUAAGUAAAGCAGAGACCAAAUGAUGUAGAAAGUGAACCUGUCUCCUGUGACUAACUCCCAAUCAUGCAUUAUCGUAGUAGAUGUAACCUGGUUAAGAACAGUAGCUAGUUUUAAAAAGAGAGCAACCUUAGGAUGGUGUUUAAUAUAUGAUGUAAAUCCAAAACUUAAUUUAACAAUUUUUUGUUUAAAGUUAGGCUUUCUUUUCUGCUUAUUCAAAGCAAUUCCACUUUCAUCAAGAUGAUGGAAACACACCACUUACCUAAAAUGUAUUUGUGGCUACAGCCCAUCUAUUGAAUCUCUUUAAAAUCUUCCAGUGUUGAUAUAUGUACUGAUUACAGCAUUACACACUAGGCCCUUAAUGAAGAUAUAUAAAGAUACUUAUCUAUUUGUUGCUGAUUGAAAAGAGAUCCUAAAGUAACAGUUCAGCAACAAAUGAGUGAUUAUAGUGCAUUAAACAAUCUAGAUUUUUAACACUGGCCUGACUGUGCUGAGACUGCAUGUUGGAAUAUUUUGAGUGUAUUAAAUUCUGAUGUGAUAUUCCCAUUUUUAAACAGAAACUGUAAAAAUAUUAAUUUAUAUAUGCUUUUAGCUGGUACAAUAUAUCAUAGUUUCAUCUA